CAAAAAGUUUUUGUUUUCUUCUUUUACAGAUGCCCGUUUUCCUGCGGAUGGGGCAGUUGAGCUACAUUUUUCUCCUGGGCCCGAAGGUCGUCUGACAACAACACCUGCUCCAACUCCUGCAGUGCCCGUAACGUUAGCUGAUGAUCCAAUAACAAGGGCCGACAGUCCAUUAGAUGCUCCUGAUUCGGAAGAAGAUUACAAUUCGGAAGAAGACGUAAAUCACACUUUUGGGCCACUUGACGGAAGUAUUUACGCAACCAUAGCAAAGAAACCGGAGCUGUCACCCGGUGCCGUUUCUAGUCCCUUGACUGUGUCCAUGGACUCUGGUAUUUCUUCUGCAGGUGCGCUUGUGGGGGCAGGUCACCAGCAGAACGCCAACACGAACGCCUCAACGAGUCCCCCUCCGACUGCUCAACCGUCCCCCCUAACCCCCGAAGAUCAGCAUCGCGAAUUGGACGAAUUGCUAUCGGAUAUGAUGCUCACCGUUCAGAACAUUCCCGACAUCAAACCGCGACAACAGCAAAACUCGGAUUGCGAUUCCUCGUCGGCGACGACAUUCAACCUCGACAAUGUCCGAUACAUAGACGAAGAAGAAGACAAGAAUAUUCCAUACCACGCUCGACAAGAUAGUAAACCAUUUACGUACGGCGUCAAUUCAAACAUGAUCGGGGAUUCGAAGAAAUUAUCCAGUCCUAGCCUGGUGCGAAAAGCGAGCUUUAAUAAAAGCUCAGGAGAUACAUUGAAAAAAGUUCAGACGCAAGUAUAUCCGAACGCUACCUACAAGAGCAGCAACUAUUCGAGCCCUUCCAGCAACUACAAUUCUUCCACGUAUAAUUCUUCCAUUUACAAUACUUCAGACUAUUCCGAUAUCGGUUCUAAAUACAACUAUUCUACAUUACCACCCAAGAGAGAUCCUAUUGACAGUAUCUUUACACCCAGUGCUUUAAGUGCGAGUGAUCCUUAUAAGAAAGAGUUUCGGGAAGAAUUUUACAAGGACGAAGUUAAAAGAUACGAUCCGCUGAAGAGGAGUCACACCGAUGGGACUAUCAAGAGAAGCCUGGAUAACUAUUCGGAUUACAGAAGUAUUGGAUCGCCUGUGUCGAGUCCAUUGUCGGACGGGAAUUUGUCGCCUCCUAGUGCCUUCAGGAGCUCACCAAAGCAGGAAGGGUAUUCAUCGACAAUCAACGGUAACCUAACAUGGCUUCAACGUCAACAAUUAAAACUAAAGGAACGUCGAGAACAACAACUCAGGGACGAGCGACAACCCCAUGAGACACGACUUCUCUCGGAAUUGAGGCAAGUGCAUAGUCGACACUUACGACCAUCGGCAAGUCAUCGUGCAGACGGUUAUACGAGUGACACGACGGCUUUCGCUGACGACGACGAGGACUUUACGGUACCAUUGCACAUUAACACAACAUCCUCAAAGAACAUAUCUUCUCCGAGCUCUCCACACAGUGGUAGCGCUUUGCGUAAUUUCAGCUCUUCGCAAACUUCAAUCUACUCGAACACCACCCCUAGGCACGAACGUCCCUUCAUGGCAGUCAAACGAGCUCACGAAGUACAGAAGUAUGCUGAAAUGUCGUCGUCUCCAGCAUCAAUUCUAGCUGCAAAUCCAUUAGGGAACGUGAUUCGUUCUCCAAGCCGUGGAGUAGAUUCCACUGAUAGUGGACUACUGUCUCUUGUCGAGAAAGAAAGCUACGCCAUGAAACAAGGGCCUACACCUACCAUGGUGGGUACCAUGCCUUCACAAAAUUCCUUUAACUCAUCUAAUCAAAGCACACUUAUCAUCAACGAAACUGAACACAAAACCAAUCCCAUGCAGCAUGAUGCGCUUGCCGAUUUAAUCGCUAGCUUGUCUAAUGGAUCUGAUACCUCUAAUGAUAGUCCUAAUUCCGCAACUAAUUGGCAGUAUCGAGAAGAAUCGGUUUCAUCCUGGCGCACACAGUCCGCUAGUGAGGUCGAAACCAGUCCACCCAGAAGUGUAUCUCCACGUCCACAAACUCCGGCCUUCCCCGUACAUUCUCGAACUCCCUACAUGAAUUCUUCGACCCCGACAGUACAAUUCGAUUUACCAACCGAACGACUACCACCCAAGAGUCCUACAACCCAGCGACAUAUGAGUUAUCCAACCACUUCAAGUCUUAAAUAUUAUAGGCACGGAACCUAUCCUACUGAGAGCAAGGACCGUCCGACAUCUCCUAACGACUUAGUUAACGGAGGUGAAACAUACAAUUACACUCAAAAAAGUCCGUUACAAAAUGGCUCUGCAUCCCCAACUAUUUAUUACGGCAGCUCUAGAAGAAGUUCUGUACAUUCAGAAUCUCCACACGAGGUAUCUCCCGCCCAUGUUAAAUUUGUACGCGACACCUCCAAGUUCUGGUACAAAUCCACAAUAUCACGUGAUCAAGCAAUUAACAUGCUGCGCGAUCAGCCUCCUGGUACAUUCGUAGUUCGCGAUUCCAACUCAUUCCCGGGAGCUUUUGGACUGGCGUUGAAGGUGGCAACUUUACCAUCAAAUGUUCAGACGAAAUCUCCAAACACCGAUGAAUACGUUCGCCACUUUUUAAUUGAACCAACUUCUAGAGGCGUCAGGCUUAAAGGUUGUGCAAAUGAGCCCGUUUUUAGUUCAUUAUCUGCGUUAAUCUAUCAGCAUUCAGUCACCCAAAUGGCCCUUCCGUGCCGACUGGUUCUCCCGGAAGGCGACAUAAAACCUAUGGAAAUCGCGACGAACCCUGCACAACAGCUUUUCAAUAGAGGGGCCGCUUGCAACGUUUUGUAUUUGUACUCUGUCGAUAUGGAAUCUUUAACUGGUCCCCAAGCUGUCAGAAAAGCUGUAUUAGAUCUAUUUCAAAAAUCACCUCAACCAACCGCUACUGUUGUCCAUUUCAAAGUUAAUGGACAAGGGAUUACCUUGACUGACAGCAAGAGAAAAUUAUUUUUCAGAAGACAUUAUCCAACCAAUACGAUAUCCCACUGUGGUAUAGAUCCUGAUGAACAUAGAUGGACGGUCACCGAUGAUUCGAGAGUAGCCAAUAGUCAAAAUCGAAUAUUUGGUUUUGUUGCAAGAAAACCAGCAAGAAGUGCAGAUAAUCAGUGUCAUUUAUUUGCCGAAUUGGAACCAGAACAACCGGCGUCCGCAAUAGUAAAUUUUGUGAACAGAAUUUUAACAUCAAGCGGCGCACGACCAUCAAUGUUAUAAAAAAAGAAAUCCUUUAAUAUACACGAAAACUUAACAGUUCUUGUAAGAAUUAGCGACCACAUCCCAACAAUUUUUUUUAAUGAAUACAAAGCUAUAUGAAAAUACGUUUUAAAAUUUGCACAAGUAAACCAAAAAAUUUAUUAAUGUUAUUCUUUAAACGCAUUUAUUGUUUCUGUUGUUUUAACGUCUUUCCUUUAAUAUCGUUCGUCUUCUGCACCUGUUUGUCUAAUUUAAUUUGUUUGCUAGUCUUAAUGUUAGUAAUGUCUCACCUUGUUUGCUUUCUUUUCAAAAAAAUUAAAAUUAAUAAUAGUAUUUCUGUGAAAUAUAAUGUUAUGAAAUUAUUGUAAAUAUAUCUAUUGACACUUAGUGCCUAAAAACGUUAAAUAAGAAUUUACAGUUAACAUGUUUAAAUGUUAGGAUAAUCAAUACGAUACAUAUAAAAGAUAAUCACACAAAUCUACAUAUACCGAGGGCAUGAUUUACAUGUAAGUAUACAAAUUGAUUCAUGCUAUUGUCAAGCUUUGAAGUGCUUUAAUAAAUAUAGAUUUUAUUUUAUGUAUUUUAAGCUUCAGUUGAUUAAUUAACAGUGUUGUUUAUUAUCAACUACAUACCUACAUUUUAAGAAGUUAUAGAAUAUCAUUAGUGUAAGACAACUAUUUAUUAUAACGAUAACGAUAAAACAUAUUAAUUAGUGAUGAAAUGCUAUCACGUAGUGCAUAUAAAAAUUAUUUAUUGUUUGUGUCGUUGUGUAUUAACUACGCAAGAAAUGUAUCUAAAACAGCCCGUAUUAUUUCCUCAAGUACAAAAAAAAUCAAAGUUCUAUAAUCAAAACAAUAUUAAUGAUAUCUACAUUUAUGCAUGAAAUUAAAAGAUUUUAUAGAUUGUAAAUUGUAUACAAGCUGUAACAUCCACGUGAAAUAAAGUUAUCUAAUAUUAAAAUUUU
Molecule: messenger RNA, 4145 nt
Organism: Agrilus planipennis (emerald ash borer)
Lineage: Eukaryota; Metazoa; Arthropoda; Insecta; Coleoptera; Buprestidae
Gene: by
Product: tensin-like
Exons: 10
Coding region: 317-3202 (961 amino acids)
Molecular function (GO): protein binding
Source: RefSeq, a predicted model, not a curated record